AUGUCUUCCGACAUGAAGCUCGCCAAUGGCCCCUUCCACGGGUCAGAAAGUACGCAUGCGCAUCUUGAAAAUGUUAAGCUCCCCGCAGUUGAUACCAUACACGGCGAUGAGGCGAUGAAAUCAAUGGCGACGUACGCCGGUGAUAGGGAAUGGGAUCCAGAGGAAGAGAAGCUACUCACCCGGAAAAUCGACAGAAAGCUGCUCCCUAUCAUGGCUCUAUCAUAUGGCUUGCAGUAUUAUGAUAAGACACUGCUCUCCCAGGCUGCAAUUUUCGGUCUCAGAGAAGACCUUGAAUUGUUCAUUGGAAUUCGAUAUUCCAUGGCCUCGUCCAUAUUUUAUCUUGGCUGGAUUGCAGGAGCGUACCCUACAAUCUACAUCGCACAGCGCUUCCCCAUCGAGCGCGUAGGCGCUGGCAUAAUCUUGCUCUGGGGAGGAGUCCUUAUGCUAGCGGCAGCAUGUACUGACUUCCGGGGGUUUUACGCGCAGAGAUUUUUCCUUGGUUUCCUUGAAGCUGCCAUCGCUCCGAUGUUUAUGCUUGUGAUAGGAGGUUGGUAUAAAAAGCAAGAGCAGGCGCUGCGCAUGGGUAUCUGGUACUGUUUUACUGGCUACAUUUCAAUGUUUACCCCUCUCAUCAACUUUGGGCUAGGACAACUCGGGGGACCUUUAUCACCAUGGAAGUACAUGUUCAUAUGUGCCGGUGGAGUGACCGUACUCUGGUCAUUCGUUGUCCUUUUCUUUCUCCCAGGAGACCCAACUCGAGCCAGUGGGUUUUCGGAGCGUGAGAGAUAUAUCGCCGUAGCAAGGUUACAAAGUAACAACACUGGUGUACGCAACGUCCACUUCAAGGGAUCCCAAAUAUUAGACGCACUUUCCGACCUGCGAUUUUGGCUCGUCAUAUUCAUUGCGUUGCUCACAAUGAUUGCAAAUGGGCCCCAGUCAACCUUUCAGGCUAUAAUCGUCAAUGGCUUUGGAUUCACUCCCCUAGUCUCACUCCUCCUCCUAACGCCGUUUGGUUUCAUCAUCGGGACCAUCCAGCUGGUAGGCCCAUACCUGGCCUUUAAGUACAAAAACGUGAGAACAUAUAUUGUCAUCACUUGUCAAUGCCUGACGAUCAUCUCGAGCCUCCUUCUCUGGUUGCUGCCCCGAUCAGAAUUAGGAGGACUCCUCCUGGGAGUCUAUUUCUUGGGUUCGUUUGGAGGGGCCUACGUCACCCUAAUGAUCAUACAAGUUGCAAACACGGCCGGUUAUACCAAGCGUGCCUUUACUUCUGCUGGUAUUUUCAUUGCUUACAGUGUUGGCAAUGUGAUCGGGCCAUUGAUGUUCAUGUCCGAUGAUGCGCCGCGCUAUAUAUCAGGCUGGACGAUCGUUGUCGUGACACAGUCUACGGCAGCAGUUCUUACGCUGCUUUAUCGAAUUUUGUGUGUCAGGGAGAAUAAUCGACGAGACAAAACGGGAAUAAUGGAAAGUUAUGAUCAUGCAUUUGACGAUGAUCUUACAGAUCGAAUG
Messenger RNA from Penicillium crustosum, 1506 nucleotides. RefSeq lists its product as uncharacterized. Lineage: Eukaryota; Fungi; Ascomycota; Eurotiomycetes; Eurotiales; Aspergillaceae. Gene Ontology annotation, molecular function: transmembrane transporter activity. Gene Ontology annotation, cellular component: membrane. The transcript is spliced from 3 exons. The annotation marks the transcript as partial. Gene Ontology annotation, biological process: transmembrane transport. The record is from RefSeq and is a predicted model, not a curated record.